Molecule: messenger RNA, 3604 nt
Organism: Castor canadensis (American beaver)
Lineage: Eukaryota; Metazoa; Chordata; Mammalia; Rodentia; Castoridae
Gene: Ttll12
Product: tubulin tyrosine ligase like 12
Biological process (GO): protein modification process
Cellular component (GO): cytoplasm
Source: RefSeq, a predicted model, not a curated record
AGACCUCCCUCCCGGCAUCCCCUGCAGCAGCUGCAGGAUGAAUGAGAAAGACACGCCCCUCAACGCGCGCAUGCGCACACGCCGGCCGCUCUCAGGGACGGGCGCAGACACGCACGCGCACCCUGCACAGGAUCGCGUGCAGACGCUCCCGGCGCGCACGCGGUCUCCCUCGGCCACUUGCCGGGCGGGCGGUGGGCGGUGCUUCACAGAGUCCCAAGAGAAGGAGGCGGGACAGCAGUGUUGGCCGGUGAGCUAGGGCCGGGUCACUGGCCUUGGCGGCACUGCUGUUGGCGUUGGCGCGGGCUGAGGCACCAUGGAAGCCGAACUGGGGACAGAGCGUGGCAUGCCGGACCGGACGCCGGAGGAUGGCGCGCAGGCCCUGGCUGAGUUCGCGGCGCUGCACGGCCCGGCGCUGCGCGCCUCGGGCGUCCCGGAGAGGUACUGGGGCCGCCUCCUGUACAAGCUGGAGCACGAGGUUUUUGAUGCCGGGGAGAUGUUUGGGAUAAUGCAAGUGGAAGAGGUGGAGGAGGAUGAGGACGAGGCUGCUGGGGAAGCACGGAGGAAGCAGCCCAACCCAGGGGGCGAGCUGUGCUACAAGGUCAUCGUGACCAGUGAGAGCGGGCUCCAGGUCACCAACCCCAACAGCAUCUUCCUCAUCGACCACGCCUGGACAUGUCGUGUGGAACACGCACGCCAGCAGCUGCAGCAGGUGCCUGGGCUACUGCACCGCAUGGCCAACCUGAUGGGCAUCGAGUUCCAUGGCGAGCUGCCCAACGCGGAGGCUGUGGCCCUGGUGCUGGAGGAGAUGUGGAAGUUCAACCAGACCUACCAGCUGGCCCACGGGACAGCCGAGGAGAAGGUUCCCGUGUGGUACAUCAUGGAUGAGUUUGGCUCGCGGAUUCAGCAUGCAGACGUGCCCAGCUUUGCCACGGCACCCUUCUUCUACAUGCCCCAGCAGGUGGCCUACACGCUGCUGUGGCCCCUGAGGGACCUGGACACAGGUGAGGAGGUGACCCGGGACUUUGCCUAUGGAGAGGCAGACCCUCUGAUCCGGAAAUGCAUGCUGCUGCCCUGGGCCCCUGCCGACAUGCUGGACCUCAGUUCCUCCACGCCCGAGCCGCCUGCCGAGUACUACCAGGCGAUUUUGGAGGAAAACAAGGAGAAACUGCCAUUUGCCAUCAGCCCAGUGGUGUGUCCCCGUGACCACAUUUAUAAGGUCCACACGGAUGUGCAGCAGGUGCUCAGCCACCUCACUCACCCUCGCUUCACCUUCACCCAGAGCGAGGCUGACGCUGACAUCCUCUACAACUUCUCACACUUCAAAGACUACAGGAGGCUCAGCCAGGAGAGGCCAGAUGUGCUGCUGAACCAGUUUCCAUGUGAGAACCUGCUGACGGUGAAGGACUGUCUGGCCUCCAUUGCGCGCCGGGCGGGGGGUCCAGAGGGUCCCCCCUGGCUGCCCCGCACCUUCAACCUGCGCACUGAGCUACCCCAGUUUGUCAGCUACUUCCAGCAGCGAGAAAGGCGGGGUGAGGACAACCACUGGAUCUGCAAGCCCUGGAACCUGGCCCGCAGCUUGGACACCCACAUUACCAAGAGCCUCCACAGCAUCAUCCGGCACCGGGAGAGCACCCCUAAGGUUGUGUCCAAAUACAUUGAGAGCCCCGUCCUGUUCCUCCGAGAAGAUGUGGGGGGCGUCAAGUUCGACAUCCGCUACAUCGUGCUGCUGCGCUCGGUGAGGCCACUGAGGCUGUUCGUGUAUGACGUGUUCUGGCUGCGGUUCUCCAACCGGCCCUUUGCACUCAACGACCUGGAUGACUAUGAGAAGCAUUUCACUGUCAUGAACUACGACCCAGAUGUGGUACUGAAGCAGGUACAUUAUGACGAGUUCAUCCCCCAGUUUGAGAAGCAAUACCCAGAGUUUCCCUGGAGUGGCGUCCAGGCUCAGAUCUUCCAGACCUUCACAGAGUUAUUCCAGGUGGCAUGUGCCAAGCCACCACCCCUGGGCCUCUGUGACUACCCCUCGUCCCGAGCUGUGUAUGCUGUUGACCUCAUGCUGAAAUGGAACAGCCGUCCAGAUGGGAAGCGAGUGAUGCAGCCACAGAUCCUGGAGGUGAACUUCAAUCCUGACUGUGAGCGGGCCUGCCGGUACCACCCCACCUUCUUCAACGACAUCUUCAGCACCUUGUUUCUGGACCAGCCCAACAACUGCCAUGUCACCUGCCUCAUCUAGGCACCUGCGGCCCUUCCACCUGUGCUUGCAGGCCAGGUCCAGCCUCAGUUCACUGAACUGCUUCUGUAGGGUCUCCAUCCCCCUCCUCAUCCUCCUUCCCUCCUUGGGUCACAGCCCCAGCGCAAGUCCUCUGUCCUGAGCCUUUGUCCCGCUUCAUUCCUUGGGACUUUGGCCUACCCCAUGGGCCAGAGCAUGGACAGUGAGGGUGUCUGCCCAGCUGAGCAUUGCUGUCCACACUCCUCUCCACUGUCUGUGCCCUGACAGGUCUCCACCUCAGCCAAGGGCUUUAUUCCUGGCAUUAGGAGUUUGGUUUCCAGAGGUGUUAGGGGAAGAGGAGCUCCUCAGAAACAGUGUUCAUAAGGAAGCAUCUGGGAGCCUUGUGUCUAACGGGGCCAGGCAGGUCUCCUCCAGUCUCUGCCCUCCUGCCUUGUGCCCCAUCCCCCAGCCUCCGGGCAGGUUGUCAGCAUUCCACACUUGUGCCUAAGGGGCUUUGUGUGACAGGGCCCCAGGACAGCUUGGGGGACCCAGCCCUAUGCCCUUCAUAAGGUUCUGCACUCCACCAGAACCUUCGCCAGCAAACCUCCCACUGAUGUGCAGGAAGGAAGGCCAUCUGUUGCUGGCCUCAUCCUCUUGGAAGCCAGCAGUGGCCUCCCUGCUUGCUAGGCACCUACCUCUGAGAUGGGCUGGGGUCCUCUGGGAAUGAGGGGCUUAAGGGCAAGUGUGGGAGGUUGCACAGCACAAGAUAGGGAACAGCUUAGAAAUGCCAAUUGCUAAGAGAAGAUGGGUCCACAGAGAACUUUAUGUUAAAGUUUUAGACCAUCUUCUACCGAGAUCUAGAGUCAAAAUGCUGCAGUUUUAAUUUAUGAGAAGAAAAUGUAAAAUUCUGGGUUUUUUCCUGGAAUUUGGAGUCCACUGCCAGCAUUUUUGUGUAGCCACAGCACAGUGGACCUAGCUUGUUAGUGGGUAAGUCUGGCUAUAGGUGGCAGGAGCUGCUUCCAGAGCCUUCUGGUGCUCCAGGGGGGCAAGCCAGAUGCUGUGACGUUUGUUCAUUUUGGAAGCUAAAACUGGACAUAACCCUGCCUGCCAGCUCUAUCUCUUGGAGACUAGGCCACCUCAGCUAGUGACACCCUUAGCUAGUCAUUGCCCAGCAUGAUGGGAAGGCUGCCAAGGGCAAAAUUGACACUUCUGUGAUCCUUUCCCUGGAGAGCGGACGUCCUUCCCUCCAUGUUCUGUUUCUACUGCAGUAAAGUUUGCUUUCUUUCAUGGCUGGCCUUUCAGCUGUCUCCCUGCCCCACUGAUGUAGGCAGAGCCUGACGUGUCACAAUGUGGGCUUUGGGAAACAGGAGAAAGACCACCAAGUUGAGACCUCCA